This is a messenger RNA of Triplophysa rosa, 1887 nucleotides long. It is a transcript of the gene jtb, whose product is annotated as jumping translocation breakpoint. The record is from RefSeq and is a predicted model, not a curated record. NCBI's taxonomy places the organism in Eukaryota, Metazoa, Chordata, Actinopteri, Cypriniformes, Nemacheilidae. Gene Ontology annotation, biological process: mitotic cytokinesis. The coding region runs from base 173 to 631 and encodes 152 amino acids. Gene Ontology annotation, cellular component: cytoplasm; centrosome; spindle. The transcript has 7 exons.
UCGUCCUCCGUGUUUUAGUAUGGCUGGUAGGCCCGUGUUGAAAGGUCUCUCUAAAUAAGGAAGUCCUGUCAUGGGAUUGUACUGUGACACAGACUGUCGGACAAUGUGAUGUUGAAGCAAUGACGCGCCAGUAAACUGCAGUUGUUACCUGUGCUACACGUGCAUCGGCGCAAUGGAAAGUGACUGUAGGAUUCCGAUGUCGUGUCUGAGACCCCGAAUCCUGGCCCUGCACGCCUUAUUCUGGGGUUUAGUUUCACUUAGAGUGUUUGGAGCAGCUCUUCUUGGUGAUGAGAAGGCCACAGUUGCGGUAACAAAGGCUGCGGCAGCUCCAUGUUGGCAGGUGGAAGAGUUUUUAGUGGCUAAAGAGUGCAGUGCAUGUGACGGCUUGCAAUGGAAAACUGUACCAGCUUGCGUCCAAACUGGAUAUGUAGAAAUGAUCAACUGCACUAAGUCUAACAAAGAUACGUUCAAAAGCUGUCGGUCCACAAAAAUGGAGGAGCACCUCUUCUGGAAGUUUGAAGGUACCAUGCUAGCUCUGACUGUCGUCUUUGCAAUAGUGGUGGUCGCUAGGCAAAGGUCACUUGACCGUCAAGCCUCAGACAAGGUUCGCAGACAAAUUGAAUCUAUAUAGUAGACUGAACUAUACUAAAAAACUAAAGGACAAAUGCCGGACAGGGGCCUGGUGUUAGAGACUCCUGGACAGGCUUCCAGAUUUGAACCACUGGUUUUUCUUCCUGGACACACAAAGGCAAAACUCUGAAUGAGUACACCCAGAUGUUGUUUCCCUGAUGCAGGAUUGAACUUUUUCUGAAAGCUUGUCAAGUGGGUUCAUUUAGACGUAAACAUUGUGAAUUCUUAUAGUGGAAUACACAUGACAUCUGCAAACAUUAUGCAAGAGUGGAAGUUCAAUCCCAGUUUUGUAAAAGAUUUAUGUUAAGCUCUGCAUACACCUGUUCUGUCAAACGCUGUGAAGGUGAUGUGCAUAUAGAGGCAAAAUGGGUGUGUGUUGCAUGUUUUGAAAACCUAAAGCACAUCAAGUAUUUUGUGAAAAUAAUAAUUCAUAUGAGCCCUAAAGCAAUUUUCUUUCACUAAAAGUUUGCUUCAUUAAAAAAGGUAAGUUCCAGUAAAUAUGAAAACCAUGUGAUACCAUUCACAGACGUCUGACAUACUCGUCCAUCUGUUGACAUUGGGAACCUUCAAGGAACCUUAUGAUAAUUGAAUCCUAAACAUGCAUUUGUUGUCUGUAAAAUCCUUUUUUCAGUGUUUUGAUGCUUUCUAAAAAGGUUUCAGGUUCCUGUUAUUAAAACAUUUAAAUUUUUCCUCAGUGGUGGUAUUUUACUUUGUUUUUGCUUUCUUGAUUUAAGUUGUUUUUUUGUAGACAAUUGUGUGGCCAGUGUCUGUUUAUAAAGCUCAUGUGAAAAAUACCAGCUCUGUUCCCGCAUCUGACCAACAUGUGCAAGACUGCAUUAUAGUGUACUUGAGAAGCUGCUUGACUUGUUUGAGUGAAAAGAUGUAUUAAAAUCAACCCAAAUUAACUUUUUUGAUCUUUUCCUGUAUUUUUUUUUUUACAGUUAAGUGUUGAUGUUGCAUGUGCUUAAAAUGAAUCUUAGUUCCUUGAGGAUGUUAUACACAGAUUUUUGUCAUUAUCGUUGCUUUUGGGUGAAGAACCAAGUUUCUAACUUUCAUGUAUACGGUUAUUUACAUUGAGUUGUUGAGCUUUUUUUUUUUUUUAUUCCCCCUUAGAAAGAAACAAUGUGAAUUCAGUAAGACCUUGUCUCAUAGUUUGUUUUAUUGAUCUAAAUUGUAAAAAGUGUAUUUUUAUAAAAGCUGUGUGACUCCCUUUCCUCUGUUAAACAUGAGGAGCAGGAAUAAAUUGCCGGAAAAUGA